AUGGCGACAGAAUGGAGCGGGCAGCAGGGUUACAUUCUCACUGUCAUUAUAUUCCUGUGGAGCGCAGUCGGCGGCCGCACAGAGACAACGGCGGCGUCCGGGGGCGGCGGAGGCGGCAGCCAGGUGCUCGGCAUGCGGCUGGAGAGGAGCGACAAGCCGUCCGGUACCAAUGACGAUGGUGUCAUCCAGGUGACCGAGGAGAGCUCCGUGCAGCUCCGGUUUUACGGGGUGCAGCUCCACUCGGGCACCUGGACGCAAAUACGCUUCACGGAGCUAACGGACAGCGGCGAAGCGGGCGAAGGCGAGGAGGAGGAGGCGGUAGCGGCGGCGAGGGGGAGCGGCAGCGGCAUGAUGGAUGCGCCCGAUAGGACUUGUGUUGACUUCACGAAGGACAUAAGCGUCGGGACCUUCAUGAACGUCAGCAGUCGGGGCACGUCGGGGCUGCUCACCGUUCACGUUAAGCCGCUGCGCAAGAGCGAGCCCAGGAAGGAGUACGCCCUGUGCACGCGGAGCGCGGACGGGAGCAGGUGGGUGCUGCUGGGGGACAGUGAUGGCAGGCUGCUGGUGCUCGAGGAGAAGAAGUCCCUGCUGCCCAUCUGGCUCCAGGCCAUCCUCAUCGCGUGCCUACUCGUGCUCUCGGGCAUGUUCAGCGGACUGAACCUGGGGCUGAUGGCGCUGGACCCCAUGGAGCUGCGCAUCGUGCAGAGCUGCGGCACCGAGAAGGAGAAGAAAUACGCACGAAAAAUCGAGCCCAUCCGCAGCAAAGGGAACUAUCUUCUCUGUUCCCUGCUGCUGGGCAACGUCCUGGUGAACACCACCCUCACCAUCCUCCUCGACGACCUCACCGGGUCCGGUUUGGGCGCCGUCGUGGCUUCGACCGUCGGGAUCGUGAUCUUCGGGGAGAUCGUGCCCCAGGCGCUUUGCUCGCGCCACGGACUCGCCGUCGGAGCCGACACCAUCAUGGUGACCAAGUUCUUCAUGUUCUUGACGUUCCCGGUGUCCUUCCCCGUUAGCAAGCUGCUGGACUUCAUGCUCGGCGAGGAGAUAGGCAUCGUGUACAACCGGGAGAAGCUGGUGGGGAUGCUGAAGGUGACGGAGCCGUACAACGACCUGGUGAAGGAGGAGCUGAACAUGAUCCAGGGCGCCCUGGAGCUCCGCAACAAGACGGUGGAGGACGUGAUGACGCCCACGGACCACUGCUUCAUGAUCCAGGCCGACGCCGUGCUGGACUUCAACACCAUGUCCGAAAUCAUGGAGAGCGGCUACACGCGCAUCCCCGUGUACGACGACGAGCGCUCCAACAUCGUGGACAUCCUGUACGUCAAGGACCUGGCCUUCGUGGACCCGGACGACUGCACCACGCUGAAGACCAUCACCAAGUUCUACAACCACCCGGUCCACUUCGUGUUCCACGACACCAAGCUGGACGCCAUGCUGGAGGAGUUCAAGAAGGGUAAAUCCCACCUGGCCAUCGUCCAGAAGGUGAACAACGAGGGGGAGGGCGACCCUUUCUACGAGGUGCUGGGAUUGGUCACGCUGGAGGACGUCAUCGAGGAGAUCAUCAAGUCUGAGAUCCUGGACGAGUCCGACCUUUACACUGACAACAGAAACAGGAAAAAGGUGGACCCAAACAAAAACAAGCCCGACUUCUCGGCCUUCAAGAACAACGCCGACAGUAAAGUGAAGAUCUCUCCCCAGCUCAUGCUGGCGGCUCAUCGUUUCCUGGCUACAGAGGUCAACCUGUUCAGCCCGUUCCAGGUCACCGAGAAAGUCCUGCUGAGGAUCCUCCGGCACCCCGACGUCAUCCAGGAGCUCAAGUUCAACGAGAACGACAAACGCUCCCCGCAGCACUUCAUCUACCAGAGAGGCAAACCUGUCGACUACUUCGUCCUCAUUCUGCAGGGGCGAGUGGAAGUGGAAGCUGGAAACGAAAACAUGAAGUUUGAAACCGGUCCGUUCUCUUACUACGGAGUCAUGGCUCUGAGCUCACCAUCACUGGAGUUUCGUUCUCCCUCACACGGGGCCAACCUCAACCGCUCGGCGUCUCUGAGCUGCGCCGAGCGCCCGCCAGAAAGCGGCUCCGUCGGCGGGAGCGUCACUCAGAUCCCCGGCACGCCCUUCCAGUACAUACCGGACUUCUGCGUGCGAGCUCUCACAGACCUGCAGUUCGUCAAGAUCACUCGCGCUCAGUACCAGAAUGGUCUCCUGGCGUCCAGGCUGGACAGCACGCCGCAGUCUCCGGAGGGCAGUCACGCUCGCCUGGACACGUCCGUCUCUGUGCCACCCGUGACGCCGCCGCCGGCGGGGACUCGCGGCCCGCUGCCGCUGGCCACGCCUCCCCCGGCACAGCGCCCGCCGCCCAGCUCCAACGCUCAGCCGCCACCGAGCAGCCGCGCAGCUCCGCCGCCGUGCAACCACACGCCCGUCUCCCAACCCUCUCCGUCCUCCGUGAGCGCAGUGACGUGCCCUUUUAACCCCCACCCGACUCUGCCCUCCAAGACCCAGCAGCAGGCGCCAUCUCCCGGCCCGGAUAACGGACCGGGAGAGACCACCACUCUGCUCAGUGAGCAGCAGAACUGUCCGGGCCUCCGCAGGCCCAGCUACAGCCUGGCACACCCACACCUCCACACCAUCAGUCACGGACACACGGAAAGCACCAUCUAA
Perca flavescens (yellow perch) is the source of this 2664-nucleotide messenger RNA. RefSeq names its product metal transporter CNNM4 (gene cnnm4a). The transcript is spliced from 8 exons. The record is from RefSeq and is a predicted model, not a curated record. NCBI's taxonomy places the organism in Eukaryota, Metazoa, Chordata, Actinopteri, Perciformes, Percidae. Gene Ontology annotation, molecular function: sodium ion transmembrane transporter activity; magnesium ion transmembrane transporter activity. Gene Ontology annotation, cellular component: plasma membrane. Gene Ontology annotation, biological process: magnesium ion transport; magnesium ion homeostasis. The coding region runs from base 1 to 2664 and encodes 887 amino acids.